Molecule: messenger RNA, 1626 nt
Organism: Leishmania major strain Friedlin
Lineage: Eukaryota; Euglenozoa; Kinetoplastea; Trypanosomatida; Trypanosomatidae
Exons: 1
Coding region: 1-1626 (541 amino acids)
Cellular component (GO): mitochondrial matrix
Source: RefSeq, a predicted model, not a curated record
AUGACCUUGAAGCUACCGAUAUCCGCGAUCACCGCUGCGACUCGCUGCUAUUCCUCCGGGCUGCACGAUGGAGAGGGGUGGCGGCGUAGCAGCAGCGGCAGUGGCCACGCUGACCGCAUCCUCGGCGACGUGGCAAAGCGACUAUCAGACAGGCAGGAUGGGAGGGAAGCCGCAGACGCAGACGGCGCGGCGGCACGGGGCAGCGUAAAUUUUCGUCCUUUCCAGGACGCGGGAUGGGAUGCGCCACCUUCGUCAUCGAGCGCCUUCUCGGCCACGGCGUCGCCUGACCCGCCGCCACCGCAGUCGGACCCUACCGCAGCAAGCGAGCGCGCUGCUCUCGAUCAGCGACGCCGGCUCUUCGCGCAAUGUAGCAAGCUGGCGGACGUCGUGCAAGAGGAGCUGCGCGCCGAGGUGGCGCGGGACAUGCAGGACGGCGUGGCGGCCGUGCCACCGCUUGCGCCGAGUGGGUGGCGCGUUUUGCACACAACUGGCUCGAGCUACUUCACCAUGUCGCGCCUGAAGAAGGGCUUCUACGUGGACAGCCGAUCCGGCGGCAGGAGGGCGAACGAUGAUGGCGACUCACCACUGGCCGCGUCAGACACGGUGCCGCGGUACCGCAGCGUACACGAUCUUGUCACAGGCGGUGGACGUCCACCGCGCUCGGCCAAACGUGACGACGCCACAGCGGAGAGGGAGAUGUGGGUGCUGCACCGGGGCCGCUACACGGCAGCGCAGGACGGACAAGCUGCGCCGCAGCGGAAUAGUCCGGCGGGCGAUGAGGGUGACAGUCGUCAGCACGGCGGCAGUCGCCGUAGAGAUGCCGUGCGCUACGCCCGCUCCGACAUGCACAUCACCCUCUUCGCUCCGUUCCGCAGCCUCGACUUGACGCUGUACAACCCACGCGUCGGAAUCUGCGAGUGGACGCUGUUCGACGUCUUGAUCCGCAAAGAGCGACCGAAAGCUGCGACGGUGGCGGCGUCGUCACGUUCGUCGCCGCUGCUGUCGGCGACGCUGGAAGGACAGCAGGAAGUGUGGGACGAGGGGCGCUGCAUGUUUUUGCGCCUUGCGUAUGCGAAUGGCGAGCUGCGCGUGCGCUCAUUGCAGUUUGUGUCGCACAAGCUGGCGCGUGCGCUGGAGGAGCACGCCGUCUUCGGCAAAGGCGAGCCGCUCUAUCUGGAGAUGCUGCGCCGCGUGCCCAUGGACGUUUCUUUCCACAAGCCAUCGCAGCGGCGGGGCGGCAGCUCUUUGGAAAGGAAGGCCCAACCAUCCACAGUGAGCGCCGCCUCGCCAGUGAACGUCUUCGACGCACCGGAGCCGACCCCGGCCACGCCAGCGGCCGCGGCUCCACGGACGGCGUCGUCCUUUAACUCAGCCCGCGUGCUGACCUCGCAGUUCGAUCGCAGCGGCGAGUACGCACGGACGUUUGCCUACGCCGGCCCCUACAUGACGGAGCUGUCCAAGGAGCUGCGCGAGGCGCUGAGCGAGUACAUCAUGAUGGACGUCGGCAUCACCAACGAGGUGGCCGAGUACGUGUGUCAGAUGCAGUUCUUUUUGGAGCAGGAGGAGUACGUUGGCUGGUUGGCGCAGUGGGGGCAACUUGCCGCAACGCUGAAGCAGACACUCUGA